AUGGCGAGUGUACUUGCGACCAAUUUGCUUGUUUUUAUUCCACCUAUUCUUGGAGUCCUCUGGGCCUUCAAGGAGGUAACCCAUGUUAGCCUUAUCAAGUUGACUGGUCCUCCUUCCGGUAUCCAAGCUUCUUUGAUGGGCAAUGGACAGAAGGUUGAUGUCCCGAAGAUCCUAGAACGCAUGAGAGACAUUUCGUCGCAUAUUGCGGAAGGUGCCAAUGCGUUCCUAAUUUCCGAGUAUAAGUAUAUGCUUGUCUACGUUGUUGUCUUCUCGAUCAUCAUCGGACCUAGCAUCGGUCUCGGUACCAUGAUCGCUUUCAUAGUGGGCUCUCUCACCUCUAUAGCGUGUGGUUACAUCGGUAUGAGGACGGCUGUGUACUGCAACGUUCGCACUUCUCACGAAUCUUGGAAGAACAUUUCCGCUGGUUACGAUGUUGCUAUUCGUGGUGGCUCUGUCAUGGGAUUUGCCCUCGUCUCCUUGGGUGUUUUCAACCUUUUCAUUUUGGCUCUGAUAUACUCCAAGUUCUAUGGCGAUGACGUCAACGGUCUUUACGAGGCUCUUACCGGUUAUGGUUUGGGUGGUUCCUCUAUUGCUCUCUUUGGUCGUGUUGGUGGUGGUAUUUACACCAAGGCUGCCGAUGUUGGUGCCGAUCUUUCUGGUAAGAAUGAGUACGGCCUCGAUGAGGAUGAUCCGAGGAACCCCGGCUGUAUCGCCGAUAACGUUGGAGAUAACGUUGGUGAUAUCGCCGGUAUGGGCGCUGAUUUGUUCGGUUCUUUCGCCGAGUCUACUUGUGCUGCCAUGGUCAUCUGCUCUGCUGCCCCUGAGGUGGCCGUCCACGGAAGUUGGUCAUCAAUGAUGUUCCCUCUGCUUCUCUCGUCUGCCGGUAUAAUCGUUGGUAUUGUGACUAUGAUGUGCGUUGAUGCCUUUUACAAAGUUCAGAGAUAA
Messenger RNA from Perkinsus marinus ATCC 50983, 945 nucleotides. RefSeq lists its product as hypothetical. Lineage: Eukaryota; Perkinsozoa; Perkinsida; Perkinsidae. Gene Ontology annotation, molecular function: inorganic diphosphate phosphatase activity; diphosphate hydrolysis-driven proton transmembrane transporter activity. The transcript has a single exon. Gene Ontology annotation, cellular component: membrane. The record is from RefSeq and is a predicted model, not a curated record. Gene Ontology annotation, biological process: proton transmembrane transport. Bases 1 to 945 code for a protein of 314 amino acids.